ACUAUAUUUCGCAAAGUCAUUACAAAUAUGAUCACGAAAUUAAUUCUAUUAUAUACAUUACUGUAUAUAAAUGUUUCUUGUUCUAUGAAAUUGGAAUAUAAUAAGUAUAAUCAUUAUAAGUAUUAUGACAUCAAAGGUGAUAAGAGUGAAUUGGAUCAUUUGAAAAACUUUAUGCUACAUAAGGAUGAUUCUUUAUUAUAUAUAGGCAAUAUAAAAUCAGCUCAAAUAAUAGUACCUCCGGAAUUGAACUCAGCUUUUCUAGAAAUAGCUAAAAAUGACAAAGUAAACGCGACGCUUCUCUUUGAUGAUAUUUCGGAAGUAAUUCGCUCCGAGAAACCGUCAAUUUUACGAAGUAAGAAAAAAGGAUUUUCUUGGGACGCUUAUUACGAUGUUGAUGACAUAUAUAAUUACCUGUCUAACGUAAGUAGAACUUAUCCUCAAUGGACUGAGGUAAUUGUAGGUGGCCAGACUUACGAAGGUCGUCAGAUACGAGGUAUUCGUAUAAACACACCGGCUGCAGAAGGCGUAGAAAAACCGGUGUUUUUCAUCGAAUCAGGUAUACACGCGCGAGAAUGGAUCGCCCCCGCUACGACAACGUACUUCAUCAAUCAGUUGCUCACGAACUCAAACCCUAAUGUAACAAGAUUGAGGGAUCAGUUCGACUGGCGGAUCUUCCCGACUGUUAAUCCUGAUGGAUACCAUUACAGCUACGUAGUUGACCGUUAUUGGAGAAAGACUCGCUCAAUAUCGUCUAACGGCUGUAUAGGCGCUGAUCCAAAUAGGAAUUGGGAUUAUAACUGGGGACAACAUUCAUCAUCAAAUGAUCCUUGCGAUUAUCAACUCUAUGCUGGUUCAUGUCCGUUUUCGGAGAUUGAAACAAAAACAUUAUCAUCAUAUAUAUCAGGAAUAGAUAACCUACUGUUCUAUGUAGGCUUUCAUUCUCAUGCCGCUCUUUUGUUGCUGCCUUACUCUGAUUCAACUGAGCACGUCCACAAUUACGAAGAUCUAGUGCAAAUAGGUAAGGUUUCUUUGGAAUACGGAUACCAAGUAAACAAAGUUAUGUACAGUGGACCUGGAACAGCUGCAGAGACAUUAUAUAAAGCGUCAGGUGGUAGCAUGGACUGGGUCCGCUACGCUCUCAACACACCGCUAGUUUACACAUAUGAACUUCGUGGUUCCUCUUUCCACUGGCCUCCAGAGAAGAUUCCCGAGCAAGGAGAGGAGGUCACACAAAUGAUUCUCGGUCUAGCAAUAGAAGCAGAAAACUUAGGAUAUUUUUAUAGUGAUUUCUCUUAAACUUUAAAAGAAUCAUUGUUUUUUAACAAAAUAAUAUAUGUAUUUUCAAAGUUUUGAACUAUGAUGAUUACAAAAGUGAUCAUGAUUUAUUAUUGUAAAAUAACUGGCAGGUCUACUUCAUGUAAUGCUAGUUUAUAAUUAUGUAAAUUAUCUUCUUAUAUUUUUAAU
Molecule: messenger RNA, 1464 nt
Organism: Vanessa tameamea
Lineage: Eukaryota; Metazoa; Arthropoda; Insecta; Lepidoptera; Nymphalidae
Product: zinc carboxypeptidase-like
Exons: 9
Coding region: 28-1296 (422 amino acids)
Biological process (GO): proteolysis
Molecular function (GO): zinc ion binding; metallocarboxypeptidase activity
Source: RefSeq, a predicted model, not a curated record